AUGAUAGCGGGUUUGAGGUUUUCUGUAAUUCGUCUGGUCUGCAAAAAUAUGAUGGCAACUCGAGGAGGAAGUAGGCGUCGUUUCUCCUCGCUGAAGCGGAUUGUGUUGCUGGUCUUCGCCUUCUCAGCCGCGACCUCAGCUGCCGAAGUCUCAUUGGAAGAAAAGGAUCAGCACACAGAUGUUGCUGAGCCCCGCCCGGGUGGAGUCUACCGCGGUCUUGAGCGUCUGUCCGCUCGCACGAACAGGCCUCUAGGCUCUUCUCUAGGGCACCGUGGAAGAAUUCCUGAGACACUGAGGCCGAAACCAGAGACACUGAGUCCCGGACCUCUACAACCCCUGCAAGAACCUGCAAUUCAAUUCUAUUCCUCUAUCACUACCCCACAACACACUUUCUCGAGGGAACCUCCUCCCAAAGAGUCCGAGCAGCUUAAAGAUAGGAUUAACAAGCAGAUCCAGGCUCGACUCGGGGCACAGAAUUACCAGGGCCCUCAGCAACAAGAACAACCCUCAGCGAGGACACCAAGACCAGUUCCAGACGCAUCUUUGUGGACAGCAGCGACUCAAGCUCCGAGAAGAAACGGUCCUGUUAAUAGACAGGGUGAAAAUAUGGCAUUCAGUAUUCAGAGUCUCGUUAAUCCUUCCACUCGUGCCCAAACGCAGGAACCACAGAUUGAUAUCAUUGGAGGUGUCGGCAAUCCCGCACUCAUGGGCGUUCCUAUUAAUUUGGGAAACUCUAACAGCUACCUCGUCCCUUCUGAUAACAGGGAAACAACUCCACAGCCACUUUUUGGUGGCGUUGGAGACGGUCUUCGACAAUCGUCACCCCUAGUGUUCAGUGGAUCGUUUGGUAACAACAACAAGCAAUUUGUGUCUCUCAGGAACCAGUCUCCAGUCCAGACUGCUUCACCAUUAAACAUUCAGAGUCUAAGUACCCCAUCUCUUAAUGGUUUUGGAAGCCUAAGUAAUCCAAGUCUUGCUCAGCCUGGCCAUCUAUCUGCAUCACAACCUGCUAAUUUUAACCAGCUCGUGAAGGUUAUGCAAGUUGCGUUUGAUACUAACCCAUCCUUAAGAAAUUACAUGCUUCGUUUAUUAUCUUCAGUCAAGACCCCAUCAUCUGGCAUUGGUUCUUCCUUGGGUCCUCUGGGUCCUCAGAUUUCUCGUGACACUGCUUUAAGUUUAAAUGCUGGAACUCAAAAUUUAGGCCAGGCAACAGCAACCCACCAGUCCAAACAGCAGAGUACUGCUGAACUACUAUCUCAAUAUUAUCAGCAAAGCUCCCCGAAUCCCGCAUAUCAAUUUCAACAAAAUAAUUUCCCACUGCGUUUUCCUGGUGCUUUCCACAGUGAUGGCCUUUCGCCCGCUUCGUCGCCCCCAAUCCUUCCUGCUGAUCAGCCAUAUGUCCCAGCCGAACACAGCCCGCUGAGUAUUGUCAAUGCGCCCGCUGAUGUCAGCCAAAAUGACAUCCUGGGCAACCCUUCUGUUAGUCCCUCGGCACAGAUCACGCCGCAAGCUGCAACAGUUGCUUACAGCAACGUUCAAGGCUGCGUUAAAGACACCUGGUGUGCUUUGGCUUUGGCUGCAGCGGUUGCCAUUGGGGCGACAUCUGCCCUCGCUGUUCCAUUUUUGGCACCUGCAUUUUUGGGCCGUCGAAGGAGGGAGCUGCAGUAUUUGGUCUUCUCACAGGAGGAGGCGCCAGUGUUCACCGACCACUUCAUGAGGUUUAUGAAAGGUAACAUGACCGACAUUCCAGAGGAAGAGAUCAUGUUAUUCAAGUCGCUGAAGGAUCCAGCAGACAAUCGGGUGAAAAGGAUGUUCGAAAAUAUCAAGCAUUUCAUUAUUUCUAAUGAAGAUAAGCUUUUCAAUAUUACUGUACAAGAAAUAAAGAAUGAGAGACAUAUUCCCAUUCCAGAUGAUAUACUUCAGAGAAUAAGAAAUAAAAAUCGCGAGAAUUUACAUGACUCCAUUGCAGUAAUGUUGGACCCUGAAACCCGAAACAAUAAUGAAGACCACUCAGGUAAUGAAGCAAAUAUAACAUCUGAUCUACCAAACUCAUCGACGGUAUACAGGCCUCAGGAAGUCUAUACACUGGUAACAGAAGCUCCAUACGUUCCAGGUUUGGAUUAUAGCCAACUGGCAAAUCAACCAGUAGUUAGUAAUGCUGGGCAAGGCUCGGUGCAAGUCCAGAAGCCGGUGUAUGCAAAUACUGCUCAAGGGUAUCAUACUUUCAUUUAUCCUCACUUAGCAUUCCAACAACAAAGACUACAACAACACUACUUUUCCCCAUACUAUACCAACCCCCUAUCCCAUCAGGCUUAUAACACACACGGCGUAUUCAGCAACUCACACAACUCGUAUGGACACUCGUCUCCUCACUAUGGCCACAACGUCCCCUUGCACUUCAGCUCCUUAGGGAACAGAGACAGCUUCCCGGUGAAUUAUCAUCCCCAUUCACAAUUCGGUCACCAUCGCUACCCUGGGCGAGAACCACAAAGCGAUGUCCUCGUGGUCCCCUCUCCCGCCGCGCAGCAGCAGAGGCCCUUGAUGAGUCCUGAGGCAGUCAGGUUCUACCGAGAGGUGUGUUUCGCCGUGGAACAAGAUGAUGUGCCAGAUAAUGAGAUCACCAGAUUUAUCUCUCAAAAAUGUGCUCUGUUCUAUUAUUCUGGAAUCAUUUGAGCACAGCGGCGGCGUCGGAUGUGCCUCAGAAUGAGAUUCAGAUUUGUCUAAAAAAUGUGCUGUUCUACCUUCCUGGGAUCUGAACAUCAUCAGAUGUACCUCCUCGCUCAAUUUAAUGAAAUCAUCUUAGGACGCUGACGAUGUUUUUAAUACUAGGCAAUAUAACAGUACGGUAAUUGCCUAUGUCCAUUGAAAAGCCACUGCUCUGUACAAAGCUGUAAAUAGUUUUAUUUGUUCAAGAGGGUAACAAUCCACAAUUUAGUCGAACGUGACAUUAAAGUUUCCGAAAACAAGUUCGCUAUUUACUUUAUUGGUUGACAAACUAUCACACAAUAAAUCAGAAACUUCGGUUGUGGAUUGUUAUUCAAAAAUAGUUAGGGUUACUAUUAUUUGUUUACCUUCAA
This is a messenger RNA of Penaeus vannamei (Pacific white shrimp), 3077 nucleotides long. The record is from RefSeq and is a predicted model, not a curated record. Lineage: Eukaryota; Metazoa; Arthropoda; Malacostraca; Decapoda; Penaeidae.